GAAUAUUUUGCAGAUUAUUGUGCAAUCAAUCCAGACUUUUAUUCUUUGAAUCUCUCAUUACCACAACAUCAUCUUUAUGGCGAUUCAAAACACAUUUGGGAUGGUAAAGCACUCCAACGCGUCGUAGAAGGUGUACUUGCUGUUUUACUUUCCUUGAAGAAGAAACCGUUAAUUCGUUAUGAAAGAAUAAGUGAAAUGGCUAAAAAACUUGCGACAGAAGAAGGCCCAUUAUUUGAUUUUCGGCGUACUGAUACUCCACCUAUAUUACUUAUUCUUGAUCGUCGUAAUGAUCCAGUCACACCCCUUUUAUCACAAUGGACAUAUCAAGCCAUGGUUCAUGAAUUAUUAGGCAUUCAUAAUGGUCGUGUUGAUUUAUCUGAUGUCCCAGAUAUUCGUCCAGAAUUGAAG
Messenger RNA from Dentiscutata heterogama, 408 nucleotides. The record is from the annotation of a GenBank genome assembly. NCBI's taxonomy places the organism in Eukaryota, Fungi, Glomeromycota, Glomeromycetes, Diversisporales, Gigasporaceae.